Messenger RNA from Lathyrus sativus (Indian pea), 2325 nucleotides. NCBI's taxonomy places the organism in Eukaryota, Viridiplantae, Streptophyta, Magnoliopsida, Fabales, Fabaceae. The record is from the annotation of a GenBank genome assembly.
AUGCGACGCACUCCUCCGACUACCAACUUCCUUGCCGCCACCGACGCCGCCUUCUCCACCGCCGCAAUGUCUUUACGUCCUUAUCACCGAGGUCACCGUAGAGGAUACUCCGGCCGCUCAUAUGCCGGAGGGAGGGACAAGUUCGUUACUGGAGACGAUCACUUACAGUCAGUCCGCGACGCGAACUCAGCAAUCCGGCAAGGCGAGAGAGGAAGCUCUGCGAAUCAAACGCAGUACUAUCAGAAUCCACCUCACGAUCCCAGGUUUCGUCCGCCACUGUUUUAUUAUCAAAAUCCACCUUACAAUGCUCAUCCACCGCCUCAAUAUCAGAAUCAGUCUUUCAAUCCAAGGCCUCAUCCACCGCCGCAAUAUCAGAAUCAGUCUUUCAAUCCAAGGCCUCAUCCACCGCCGCAAUAUCAGAAUCAGUCUUACAAUCCAAGGCCUCGUCCUUAUCCUCAUCGGCCGCCGCAUUUUCGGCAGCCGAAUGAUCACCGACGUGAAUCUCGCCCGCUGCAGAAUUUUCGCCCAAAGCCUCAGGAUUAUCGAGAGUGGGAGCUUGCUUUGACACCGCCACCUCCUCAUUGUGCAGAAAGGUUUAAAGUCCUUUCCUAUAAUAUAUUGGCCGAUUACCUUGCUAUGGACCACUGGAAAAAACUUUAUUAUCAUGUACCUUCUUACAUGUUGGACUGGCGGUGGAGAAAGAGUAAAAUUAUGUCUGAGCUUGGCUUGUGGAAUGCUGAUAUCAUGUGUUUUCAGGAGGUUGAUAAAUUUGACGAGUUGUUGGAGGAUUUGAAAUUUAAAGGAUACAGAGGCAUCUGGAAGAUGCGUACGGGCAAUCCAGUUGAUGGUUGUGCAAUCUUUUGGCGAACAUCAAGGUGCAAUUUGUUAUAUGAAGAAAGCAUAGAGUUCAAUAAGUUGGGUCUUAGAGACAAUGUUGCUCAAAUAUGUGUACUAGAGUUCAUCAAUCAAAAUGGAUCUCUCCCACCCAGCUUGACAGGUUCUCGUAAAGUUGUGGUUUGCAACAUCCAUGUGCUUUACAAUCCAAAUAGAGGAGAUAUUAAGCUUGGCCAGGUCAGAGUCCUACUGGAUAAGGCUCAAGCUGUUUCUCAACUUUGGAAUAAUUCCCCUAUUAUUAUCUGCGGGGAUUUUAAUUGUACCCCUAAGAGUCCACUGUACAACUUUAUCGCAGAACAAAAGUUAGAUCUAUCUGGAAUAGAUAGGAAUAGAAUAUCAGGGCAAGCUUCUGCUGUAAUUCGCGCACCAUGGACUUACAGUCCAAAUUCUAGGGAAAAAAUAUUUGCUAACGGUUCAGUUCUGGCCGCAUCCGCUGAAGGUGACAAGGGAGUUACAAUUGGACAAAAUAGUUCUUUGUCAAACAUGCAGAAUCCGACCAGUGAGAGUAGCAGUUCUGAAAAUCAAAAUUCCCGUCCUGCUUUGGAUAUGUCUAAUCAGACAAAUGUGCAGUGUAGUAGGGAGAGUGAUGCAUGUGGAGGAAAAGAUACUCAGGGGGCUGUUGACCAUAAUAUGGUUAUUGGUGAAGUUGAUGGCAUGAAAGAAGUUCCAAAUCCUAAUAAUAUCAUUAGAAUCCCUACUGAUCAUAUAAAUGAUGAUGAAAUUCUUGACGUCACACCUAUAAUGCCUUCAGCUCUUGAGACAGUUCAAACUGACCCAACCGGGAUGGAUAGCACAGAACAUAUAUCAGAUGCUAUCUCAACUUCAAGUCAAGAAUCUUUGAGUGAAAACUCCAACUUGCAUGACCGUGUAAAUGAAAAACUAGAGAAUUUUUCCCUUGAUGAUUUAGAUAAAGCUGAUGUAAGCAUUGGGAGUAUUGGUGAAGAUGCCAUUGAUUUCAUAAAUGCCUUACAUAAUGCCGAAGAAGAAAGCAAUGAAGGGAAGGAUGCCUUAUCUCCAAGUCUGAUUUCCAAAUCUAUUUUCGCUGAGCAAACUACUUAUAAACCAUCAUCAUGGACCCCUGCUGAGAUAGAAACUGCAACAGGAAAUGCAGAGAGCACAUUCUUGGAGCACCCUUUAUUGCUCAAGAGCACAUACACCGAAGCUACGAACUCUUCAGGGACUAGAGACCCCAAUGGUGAACCCUUAGUAACCAGCUACAACAAGUGCUUCUUGGGCACUGUUGACUACAUUUGGCGAUCUGAAGGUCUGCAAACAACCAGAGUUCUUGCUCCAAUACCUAAACAUGUCAUGGAAAGCUCCCAAGGAUACCCAACUAAGAAAUGGGGUAGCGAUCAUAUUGCCUUGGUUUCAGAGUUAGCAUUCUUGGAAGAUGGUACUACUACUACUACCAUCAGCAAGGACGUUGUAUAG